This is a messenger RNA of Colletotrichum chrysophilum, 1677 nucleotides long. RefSeq lists its product as uncharacterized. The transcript has a single exon. Lineage: Eukaryota; Fungi; Ascomycota; Sordariomycetes; Glomerellales; Glomerellaceae. The record is from RefSeq and is a predicted model, not a curated record. The coding region runs from base 1 to 1677 and encodes 558 amino acids.
AUGCCGCCCAAAACCGCCACUGGCAAGCGCGCCGCCCCGAAGCCCAAACCGUCCAAGAGGGCUCAAAAGCGCCAAAAGCAAAAACUCCAGGAAGCGGCUGAGGCCGAAAAUGAGAGCGCGGAUCGCAACGACGAUCUCGGCUCGGAUGAGGAAGAGGAAGAGCGAGAUGAAGACGAAUCAGAGGAAGAACUUGAAGAUGACGAAGUCGAGGUCGUCGAGAAGGUUAGUGGCUCAAAGAAGGGCACAGGAAACUCCACGAAGAAGAAUGCAACCCCAGCCAAGACCCCAACCAAGAAGACGGCCAGGCCCAAAGACACAGCGGUCGUGUGGUCCAAAGCUGACCAAAAAUUCUGGGAGGAACAGGAGAGCCACCAGAACAGCAGUGACUUUAGCGAAAUCAACGAAUUUUUCAUGAAUCACUAUCACUUUGUGACGCAGGACGAGCUGGACGCCAUCAUCCCGAAGAAGCCAGUGCUCGACGAAGGCUGGUCGGCGAAGGAUGAAAAGAGACUGGUCAAGGCGUGGAAGGCGGAUCCCGACCGUGACAUCCAGAUUAAGUUCGUUGUCGAGAUCCUGAAGAUGUGGAAGGCAUGCAUCCGCUUCUGCAAGUUGACGCCCCGCCAGCUCAUCUCCAAGGCCAACCAUCUGGAAUACGACGACGCGCUCAACGAAGCCAUCAACAGAGGCACAAUGCGGCCCGGCUGGACCAACGGAUUCUGCACGGAGCUGACGCACUUGCUCUACCAUCCGCUUCUGCAGGGGAAGCCGGGGCUUGUUGUCAUCGCGCUGCAGUACGCCUCGAUCCUGCGGCACAAGGACUGGCAGGACUGGCCGCUGAAGAACCCGACCGGGGAUCCCCUCUUCACGCGCUUCAUGGAGCUGAUUCAGGAGGACAAGGGACUCGGCACGCCCAUCAAGCACCUCCACCAGCGGACGCGCGACAGUCUCCUGAAGGACGGCAUCGAUCCAGGCAUGUUCUCCAACUUUCUUCGUUCGCUUGAGGCAGUCGCCCAGGCCACUGACCCGGUAGACCCCAACGAUGGCUUCCCUUCUCACCCGUACAAGGUUCACAGGACCGACACCAUGAAUGUCAUCCAGGCCUUGGACGGCAUGACGCACAUGGGCGGGCUCCCGACGUGGGGCCUAAUGACGAAGCUCUACAACAGCUUUGUCACCUCGAGAAAGGGCUCGGGCAGCGAGCUGCCAAGCCAGAAAAGCCUCCCCGAAUACAUGGAGCGCGACAUCCUCGCCGUCCGCCGUGAAGCCGCGAAAGAAGUCAACAAGCAGAAGCGCAUUGCCGGCAUGGACACGCCCUCGUCGCCGCGAUCCCCAGAGGAAGAGUCUUCACCGCCGCAGCCUGAGAUGGUUACGGUGCCCAAAGCCGAGGUCAACGAGCUCGAGGAGGUAAACGAGGAGGUCAUUCAGUUGAGGAGAGAGGUCCGGGAUCUCAAACGUCGCAACUUUCAGCAAGACCUCAUCAAGGGAAAAGCCCCGAAUAGGGGGUCCGACAGGUCGGCGGCUGACGAGUUGAGCGAACGGGACAGCUCUGAUGAGCCGCAAACCGCUGACAAGUCUGCGGAGCAGAAGCAGGACGACCUUGCCGAUGCCAUCGCGGCCUUUCAGCAGCUGCCUCACCCGUCGUUUGAAGGAUUCCGUCUCAGGAUGCACUAUUCAUAG